ACUGAACAAGCGUAGAUUGUUCCAAAUCCAAGGACCCAUUUAGCUGUUAGCUCAUACUUCAUUCUCACAAGAACCACUGUUAAAUUCACCAAAAUACCCUUUGCUCUCCUUUACAGCUUUCUUGAUUACAAUCUUCUUCACUUGCAACCACUGAUUUCACCAUACUUUCUGAAAAUUUUGAGAUCCCAGUAUAUUAUUGUAUCUAGCAAAUCCAAAGUUCGUUUCUUGAUAACAAAAAUCAAAUCUUUUUUUUUUUUUUGUUCGAUAACUAUCCCUGUGGUGAAAAAAUGAUUGAAGCGAUGAGCAACUUGUACUUCGAUUCGGUUGCCCUUUCGAAACCCUUGUUCAAGAAAGCCCACAAAUUUUACAAGCUCUUAGCUGCAAACUACAGCAAAACCUCCCCUUUUCAAUCCUUCACAGCAUUUCUCAUGAUUUGUGCAAUUAUCUGUUUCUUUGCAGUCAUGGGUUGUACCUUCUUUUACUUGUCUCCAUCUUCUGAAACUGUAGUUGGGAUGAUCGAUAGAAAUAAGGGUAUUAACAGCCCUAAUACUUCACCCAAGGUUUGCAAUGUGUUUGAUGGGAAAUGGAUAGCUGAUGAGAGUUACCCUCUUUAUAAUGCAUCAGAUUGCCCUUUUGUUGAACGAGGGUUCGACUGUUUGGCAAACGGUAGAAAGGAUAAAGAGUAUCUAAAGUGGAGGUGGAAGCCCCACAAUUGCGAAAUCCCAAGAUUCAAUGCUCGGAAAGUUCUAGAGUUUCUUCGUGGGAAAAGGGUCGUUUUUGUGGGCGAUUCUUUGAGUAGGACUCAGUGGGAGUCUAUGGUGUGUAUGCUGAUGAGUGGUGUUGAGGAAAAGAAUAGUGUUUAUGAAAUGAAUGGUAAUGAGAUCACGAAGCGGAUUAGGCAUUUGGGUGUCCGGUUUGGGUCAUAUGGGCUUUCGGUCGAGUUUUAUAGGUCGAUUUUUCUAGUGCAACCUGGCCCAGCUCCUAAACGUUCGCCCAAGAGAGUUAAGACUGUCGUGAAGCUCGAUCAGUUGGAUGAUGUUAGUGGAGAAUGGGUCGAUUCUGAUAUUCUUGUUUUCAAUUCGGGGCAUUGGUGGACUCCAACCAAGCUCUUUGAAAUUUCUGAUGAGCAUUUUUCAGACAGGGGCUGGUAUUUUCAGGUCGGUAAUAAGAUAAAGUUCGGUAUGCCAAUUAGUAAGGCGUUUAAGAUUGCACUGUCUACGUGGCAAUCGUGGACUGAUAGUGCAAUAGAUCCCAACAGAACGCAUGUUUUCUUCCGAACUUUCGAGUCCACUCAUUGGAGUAGCGGGUCCCGUCAGAAGUGCAGAGUGACAACAAGGCCCUCAUCGAAGCCUAAUGGGCGACAAAGGAGCUCGAUAACUGAUUCAAUAGUUAAUGCCGUGGAAAGGGUUUCUUUUCCGGUAAAACUGCUACAUGUGACUCAAAUGGGGGCUUUUAGAAGUGACGGUCAUGUGGGUUCUUGGAGUGAUAAUCGAGAGGUCCCUGAUUGCAGUCACUGGUGCUUACCUGGCGUGCCUGAUAUUUGGAACGAGAUCCUUUUCUCGUUUUUGCUUCCGGGGUUUUAAUUGUCCAUGAUUCUCCUCACCUGUGAGUUUUUUCUUCUUCUUCUUCUUCAUGCCAAAAAGAUAAGAAUAAAUCAAUAAGAAGUAUUUUACAUUGGCUUUCUCUACUCUGUAGAAAAAUGAACUUAUUUAUGUGGAAAGGCCAUAAUAGAUAUAUCUGCUUAAUCCAAUCUCAAUGAGUCAAGGAAAAAGAAAUACUUGCUAAUACACCCUUUAUAGUUUGCUUCAGUUUUACUAUUUUGCACCAUUAAAAGGAUGGUAUUUUUUUUCAUUUAUCAAAUUGUGUUUUUGUUAUACAUUAAUAGCAUUUUCAAUUUCAUACAAUUUUCAUUUAUCAAAUUAGUGAAAGCAAUCCCAAGAAAUGAGUGUACUCCACUACAAACCUACUUCAUCAACACAAACCUUAAAAUAGGAGCCAAGUUUUCCAAUCCUUAAAAGGCAUUGCCAUAAGCUACACUAAAAAUCAUGACAUAGUAUAUAAGGAACCCAAACACAAACUAAAAAUCCAUCAGCAUUCAAAGCAAUUUAAUCAUUACUAUACUCAUCACCAGAGAAAAAAAAAAGGCAAAAAAAAAAAAAUGGAAUCAUCCGAUGAUGGCCCCACUGUAAUUGUGGUCGUUUUUGUCACGUUUGGCUGCUUUUUCUUCGCUGUAUUAUGCUUUUUCGCCCUUUGGUGCUUGAUCAAGAACAAGAGGAAAAAGAAGACAUUUGAGGAGACCGAUUUAAUUGUUACGGACAUGCACCGGAGAGUGAAGGAGGCUAUUGUCCCGGGCCCACACGGGCCGCAGGCCGUGGUUUUGUCUGUGGAAGAGGAUAAGCAUACCCAAGAAAAGAUCAUCAAGAAUGAGGUGGAGGAGGAGAAAGAAAUGCAUGCAAAAACUGGAGAAAAAAUUGUUGAUAUAACUGAUGUUGAAACUGGAGAAUCUUCUUCUAAUCCUAGUACUCAUCAAACUCAUCACCACUGAAAAAUCAAUGUGUUUUGAAGCAAUUUGUUGCAAAUAAAGGAUGAAAUAUUCCCAUCUAUCAUUAUAUAAAAAGAAUA
This is a messenger RNA of Striga asiatica, 2622 nucleotides long. The record is from the annotation of a GenBank genome assembly. NCBI's taxonomy places the organism in Eukaryota, Viridiplantae, Streptophyta, Magnoliopsida, Lamiales, Orobanchaceae.